GCCUCUGCUGAAGAAACUCUACUGUCAGAUUGCAAAGACAUGUCCAAUCCAGAUUAAGGUCUCCACGCCGCCACCUCCUGGGACGGUCAUCCGAGCCAUGCCAGUAUACAAGAAGGCCGAACACGUCACGGAAGUGGUCAAGCGGUGCCCGAAUCAUGAACUUGGACGCGAUUUCAACGACGGCCUCUCGGCGCCCGCCAGCCAUUUAAUCCGCGUAGAAGGCAACAAUCUCUCCCAGUAUGUCGAUGACCCCGUGACGGGAAGGCAGAGCGUCAUGGUCCCUUACGAGUCCCCCCAGGUGGGCACCGAAUUUACCACCAUCCUGUACAACUUCAUGUGCAACAGCAGCUGCGUGGGAGGCAUGAACCGGAGACCGAUUUUAAUCAUCAUCACGCUGGAGACGAGAGAUGGACAAGUCUUGGGCCGCCGAUCGUUUGAAGGCCGGAUUUGUGCCUGUCCAGGACGAGACCGGAAAGCCGAUGAGGAUCACUUCCGAGAACAGCAAGCUCUGAACGAAAACGCUGCGAAGAACGGAAACCCUAAUAAGAGGACUUUCAAACAGAACCCGCAAAGUAUCCCAGCGUUGGGGGCCGGGGUUAAGAAACGGAGGCACGGCGAGGAGGAAACGUAUUACGUGCCCGUUCGAGGUCGGGAAAACUUUGAGAUGCUGAUGAAGAUCAAAGAAAGUUUGGAACUGGUUGAGCUGGUUCCUCAGCAGUUGGUCGAUUCUUACCGACAGCAGCAACAGCAGUUUCUGCAGCGACAGACGCACCUCCAUUCUCCAUCGUCCUAUGGCCCGGUCUUGUCCCCCGCGAACAAGCUUCAUCCAGGAGGCAUCAACAAGCUACCAUCCGUGAACCAGCUGGUGGGGCAGCCUCUUCAGCAGGGGCCUGGCACGGGACCCAACCUUGGGCCUAUGGGCCCGACGAUGCUCAACAAUCACACCAUGCAGUCCAACGGAGAGAUGAACGGGGUGCACUCCUCCCAGCCGAUGGUCUCCAGCUCGCACUGCACUCCCCCGCCACCCUACAAUCCAGACCCCAGCCUUGUCAGUUUUCUAACCGGAUUAGGCUGCCCGAACUGCAUCGACUAUUUUACUUCUCAAGGUUUACAGACCCUUUAUCACCUGCAGAAUUUGACCUUGGAGGAUCUUGCGGCGCUGAAGAUCCCGGAGCAGUACCGCAUGGUCAUCUGGAGGGGCCUCCAGGAUUUGAAGCAGAGCCACGAUUACGGUGGCCAGCCGCUCCUCCGUUCCAGCAGUAGCAACGCUGCCACCAUCUCCAUCGGGACUUCCGGAGAGCUGCAACGUCAGCGCGUGAUGGAAGCCGUGCAUUUCCGAGUUCGCCACACCAUCACCAUCCCAAAUCGGAGCGGGUCCGAUGAAUGGGCAGACUUUGGCUUCGACCUGCCAGAUUGCAAAUCCCGCAAACAGUCCAUCAAAGAGGAAUUUCUCGAGGGGGAAAUCAAUUGAAGGGAUCUCAGGUUGUGGGGGGGGGGAGUGAGGGAUCUGGGGCAAGCCAGCUGGGCCUGCGGACCCCAUAGAUUUUGCCGCCAGACUGAAGCCACCCCCCUCCAAAACAAAACAAAAAAGUAUUUCGGAGAGGUUGUGGCGAUGGGACCUCCGCGCUGUCCAACUUUGGUACGUCUGUCGACAUUGUCGUUGCCAAAGUGCAACCGCCACCAGAAGGAAAGAGACGGCGUUCCACCAGCAGACUCGGGAAAAUCAACAAAAAACUUGCAUUUCCACUUUCGUACGUUUUGUCCGACGUUGUUCGCACAAAAAAUGCAAACCAACCAGAAGGGAAGAGAUGCGUCCGAUCAGCAGAAUUGGGAAAUCGAUGAAAAUUUGAAUUUCCUGAACAAUCUGGGGGUCGAUUUUGCGUCCACAAGGAGAGAGAGGAUGGGCUGGUUUUCGUUCCUGAACAAUCCUCAAUUUUUCCUCCAACGACGGCCGUCCUUUCUUCUGAAAAAUGGCUUCGUUGCUCCUCAAUUCCACCCCCCUGGUUUGGUUGAAAAGAAAUCUAGAAACGAGGGGUCCCGCCUCCCCCAAGCCCCCCCCCCCCAAUCCCUUCCCUUAACGGACUGCCAAAAAGUGUUUGUUUUUCUACAGUGCUACGUAGACUGAAAACAACAACAAAAGAAAAAAAAAUGUUUAUAACUCGGUCAACAAACCGAAGUGACGUUUGUAUUAGUUAGGUUCAUCCUUUGCUCCGCUGGAGCAGACAUACGCUGUACAUAACUGUAUUUAACCACCGUCGUAAGGUUUAUGUAAGCUAUUUUAAGAUGGGUGUGGUUUUGUCUACCACCAAGGUUUGACCAUUUGGGGUGUCUAUUCCGGGGAUCUCCUAACUUGGCAACUUUAAGGUUUGUGGACGCCCAGAAUUCCCCAGUUAGCACCAAAUGGG
Messenger RNA from Notechis scutatus (mainland tiger snake), 2405 nucleotides. NCBI's taxonomy places the organism in Eukaryota, Metazoa, Chordata, Lepidosauria, Squamata, Elapidae. The record is from RefSeq and is a predicted model, not a curated record.